AUGCCCUCUUCAUGUUUAGUUAUUGGAUCAAAUCCAAAUAUUGCUUUUUACGCUUGGAGGUUUUACAAAACCGAUUCCCUUGAUGACAUCACUUUGGUUAAUUCUAAAAUCAACAAGAAUCUCCCAAUAACAUGGAGAUCUCCUCAACUUGGCUCAUCCCAAUAUAAACCUCAUGAUAUCUAUUCAUCCUUGAAACAGGUGCCUCAAAAUAAAAAAUUUGAUAUCGUGAUCAUGGGAUGUAGUUCAUUACAAGAUUUCCAAGGAGUAUGUGCUGGAUUGAAGAAUUUCGUACAUCAAGAUUCAAUAAUAUUGGUUGAACUGAGUGGAUAUGUGAAUUUAGAACCUUAUGUCACAGCAAAUUUUGCCAAAUCUCCAGUAAAUGUUGUAUCCAUUAUGAAUGAAAGUGAUGUUAGAAUCAUCAGAUCAAAUGAAUAUUCUCAUCAACUUAGAAACAAUGAUUCAAGAAUUUAUAUCGGUUCAACAUCAGGAUCAUCCAAAAUUGCCAAUAAUAAGAAUUUCCAAAAAGUUUACAAAUUAUUGCAGCAAGUUCAAGAACAAUCACAUAGUUCCAUCACUUUGUUAAAAUCUCUUAAUCCAAAAGAAUUUAUGACGUAUCAAUGGAAAUUGGCUCUACCACGAGUUAUAUUCAACCCAGUCUUGACUUUAUUCGAAAUUCCUUUCCCUGAAGAGUUGUCUAAACAUAUAUUAUCCAAACCUUUAAUCACUGGUUUAAUCAAUGAACUUUUUAAAUUGAUUAAGAAAAUGGAUUGUAAAUUAGUUAAAGGAUUUGAAAAUGAAGCCAAUUUGUUGAAAUACUGGAGUGGUGUUUAUCCAUCAACCAAGCAAAAUGAAGAUUAUAUCAACUCACCAUCGUUUUUGUAUAACUUCAACAAACAUUUUGAUUUAGAACUUGAUUUGUUAUUAUUACAACCAAUAUUAUUAAGUGAUGAUAAUGGUGUUAGAACUCCAUAUUUGGAGAAUAUUUAUUCUACAAUGAGUCAAUUCCAAAAGAUCAAUGGUCCUGAUGGUUCAGUUUUCUUUCAAAGAAAAGGUGAAGCAAACGAUCUGAGUGCGAAUGGCAGCAACUAUCAACAACACAAAGAAUUAGAUCAAGAUAUUGAAGAAAAGAUUCAAAAGCAAAAGCAAUUAGAUUCUGCUAUUAAAGAUAUCGAAAUUUCCAAGAUUGCUUUAGAUAAUGAUGUCAUUAAACAAGAUAUGAAUUUGAAAAGUAUACAACAUAAGAUUGCAGAUGCUGAAUCUAGAUUGAAAAAUUUGCAACGCGAAUAUGAAAACAAGUCCAAAGCUGCUCAAUAUGAACAUGAUGAAAAAUUGAGAAGACUUGCAUAUGAACAUGAUCAAAAGUAUAGAUCAUUAGACCAAGAGUAUAAACAAAAGACUAAAGAUUUAGAAUCAUCAUACAGCAAAAUGAAUAUUAGCAACAGCAACAAUCAAGAAUCAGUUGCUGAUAUAUCGCCAGUAUCAAUUCCUGCUACACAACCAAGUUCUAAAGAUAAUACACCAAGAAAUGUUAAUCGUGACUCUGUCAUGACUCAAUCUGGACUUCAAGAUUAUAAGAAUUUCGUUCAAUAUGGUGACGCCAUUGGUCCAGAUACUCCUGUUAUUCAUCAGAAACAAUUUUCUUCACCUUUGCAACCAAUACUGCAAAGCAGUCCAAAAGAUGAAGAAAAUGGGGAAAAUUUUGUUGAUGCGAACGCCAGCCAUCUGAGACAACCAUUUGAACAAAAUAGAAGACAACCGUCUCAUGGCAACCCACAACAAUUUGCUCAAAAUAAUGAUUAUCCUGUUCAAAAUGGUUAUUAUGAUUCAAACCAAGAUCAUCAAGGACAAGCACCACCACCUCCUCAACAUUCAAAACUGUAUAGAAAUGGCCCUCCACAACAAUACAAUACAGGAAAUGGUUCUAUUCCACCACCACUUCAUCAUCAUAGUCAUAGUUAUCAACAAAGACCAAAUGGUAACCUUACAUAUAAUACUAGUUUUUCAAGCGAUCAAGCUCCACCACAUGGUUUACCAAAUGGAGGCAUGUCUCAAAAUCAAUUUCCACCACCUUUAAGAUCCAACGGCUCUAUGGUUGGUAUGAACAAACAUCAAGGAUAUCCACCAAUGGGGUAUAAUGGGGGUCCACCACCACCACAACAACAAGCACAACUGAUGCAAAGAUUGAAUUCCAUGCAAGGAUCAGUCAAUGGAUAUUUUGAAAACCAACUGCAAUCAGGACAUCCACAAGGUGUGGUCAACCAUUCUAGUUUCAACAAUGCUGCUCCAAUAGACCCAUUUAUUGAACAACGUUUUAAAGCUAAUCCUAAGAAAUCCAACCGUCGUUCAACUAUGCCAUUGAAUGGAAAUUUGGAUGGGUUAGACAUGGGUGGUAGAGGUGGUAUGCCAUUACCAGGAUCCGGACGUAAAACAGUUAGUAUGAUUGGGCCAUACAGCAAUACUAAUGGACAAGUUCCACAAGCACCAAAAAGAGCCAGUUCAAGUGGACCAAUGUUGUUGAAUAAUACUGAUGGAGGAAAUAUUACAUCACCUCAACAACCACCUCCUCCACAAAUGCAUGGAAAUCAUUUAAGACCGCCAAGUAUGAAUGACUCUCAAACUUCUUCAUCAUCAGCAAAUUCUAAUGAUACACCUAAGACAAAUAAUGAUAAUAUUAAUUUGAAUAUUCCAACCAUGGAUUCAAGUAAUGCUAAACCACUAGGAGGAAUUUCUUCAUCCAAUAAAGGUGAAUCUACUGAAAAGAAGAAGAAAGGAUUAUUUGGUAAAAGGAAAAAGUAA
Candida tropicalis MYA-3404 is the source of this 2796-nucleotide messenger RNA. RefSeq lists its product as uncharacterized. Bases 1 to 2796 code for a protein of 931 amino acids. The record is from RefSeq and is a predicted model, not a curated record. Gene Ontology annotation, molecular function: oxidoreductase activity. Gene Ontology annotation, cellular component: cytoplasm. Lineage: Eukaryota; Fungi; Ascomycota; Pichiomycetes; Serinales; Debaryomycetaceae. The transcript has a single exon.